AUGAAACACCCGUUUCAACUAUUAAUUUUGCUAUGUGGAUUCGAGGUUAUUAUUGGAUCUGUUUUCAGAAUCAAAAGACAGAUAGCUGUGAAUACUAAUGCGGAUACAAAUGGAGUUGGUGACUUGGUAGAUACCGAUGCUUCAGCACAUCAUUAUAAAAACGUUGAUGGAGUUGUUGGAAUGAAUGUGACUUCCAAUGGCCAUUCAAAGGCUAAUGGAUCAUCUUCUGUUAUAAACUCUGUUGAUGGAUCAGUUGGAAGUCAAUCGGUCAGUGGCCAAAAUAACAUUAAAUCUAUUGGAGAUGAAUCAAACUCAUUUUCCGAUAUAUUCGCAGCUGUAGAAGGUGAACAAAAAACAUUGCAAAGUAUGCACGAGGGAAAAGCUAGCGGGAAAGGAGAAACGUUUUUAAAUGUGAAUGGAGGUGGUUCAAUUAAUUCACAUGGUGAAACCAAAAAUCUAUUCAAAACUGGAAAAAUUGGAGCAACUGGCUCACUUGGAUCACAAUCACAAUUAAUGUCAAGCGAAACGCUAACAUGGGAUUCAUUGAUGACGAAAUUGGCUGCCGCUGCAGUUGCAGAGGGUUCUGGAAAUGCUCAAGCAAACCUGGAUUUAGUACAAGGAACUGAUGACAACAAUUUGAUGAUAAGCGGGUUAGUUUCGGGAAAUAAUGUGAAUGGAGGAAUUGUAAACGCCCAAGUGAAUGGCAAUGGAAAUGUUGAUGGUGAGCAACAUGAUAUAAGCUCAAAUAUGAAUGGAGAAAUCGUUGGAAAACUGAAUUCAACUUUGAUAGCCGCUUCGGAUGUGAAGAGUAAUAAUACAAGUGCUGAAGGUAAGGUGAAAGCAUUUGCCAAUAUCAAUUCCUAUUCCGACAAAAACAGCUCAAUUAAUCUCGAUUCGGAAACCGGAGUUGAGGGUGGAAAUGGGAACGGACAUAUUGUUGCAAAGGGUUCAGCGGAAGGUGCAGAGAAUGACCUAUUGAUUAACAACGGCCUAAAAAUUGGGGACCAGCAUAGACAAUCUGUUGCAAUCGGAAGUGGUCAAGUUCAUGGAUCAGGUAGCGAUCAAUCUUCGAAUGCUAAACAGACGGUGGAUACAAGCUACUCAGAGAACGGAGAAAUGAAUGUUUUGUCAAAAGGAGAAGGCCUUUCAAAAUCAAAUGACGGAAAGAAUUCUUCAUUGAUUUUAAACGUUUCUGGAAAUAUUAUGAAUCAGCCAGAUCUAAUCAAUAAUUCAACAUUUUGUUUGCAGGCUUUUGGUGGUGGAAAAGGUCCUUCAGCUGCAGAGACCAAUGCUGAGCUCACAUUUGGUUCACAUUCAAUAUCGAAUAAUGGAACCGUAUAUGGACGAGUAGAAGCGUUCGGCGAUAAUACAAAAGUGGAAAGUCAUUCGAGUAUAACAGAAAAUGGAGAAGCUCAUAUUUUAAGCAACUUCCAACGUGCAUCCUCGUCAUCAGCUGGGUCUUCGAGUGCCUCAGCAUCAAACUCGGGACAUUUGUACAAAAAGAAAAGAUAA
This is a messenger RNA of Caenorhabditis bovis, 1512 nucleotides long. The record is from the annotation of a GenBank genome assembly. Lineage: Eukaryota; Metazoa; Nematoda; Chromadorea; Rhabditida; Rhabditidae.